AGUCAAAGGACGUACGCGCACUUUAUGGAUAGAGAGAAUUGAAAUAAUAAGCGCGAAAUAAUAGUGACGGCUCGUUGCAAAUAACACGUUAAUCGAGAGCGGUGCAUCCUGCAUUUUCAAUAAAGUGGACACGCACAAAGCACGCACAAUGCUAGUGAAAAUAGUGAUCGUGUUUUUUAUUACGAAAUUCGCACGCGGACAAGUUAACGGAGAAUUCUGGUGGAUGAACGAUAAAAUCGCUAAAUAUCACAAUACGUUGAUACCGCCGCCCGUAUACGAGGAUCUACCAGAAUACGAAACAGACGAAAGUGUAAAGAUUGUAUUCAGGGAUAGCGAAUUCGAAAAACACAAUAGCAUAUUUCAUGGAAGACACGGACAUACAAAAUUAAAAAAUCACAACUUACCCAAACGCGAUUAUAUUCAAUACCCCAAUGCGAAUAAUGCUCAUACAAAACACGAACAUUCGGAAAACGCAAACAAUUUAAUGAUGGCUAGUGAAUCCGGUAAACUUAAUAAGAAACUUAUUGCUGAUAAACAAGCAACUGUAUUCAAGCCUGAUAAUAGUAUUGUGUUUGAGCUACCAAAAAAGACGAAAGACGUAUUAAAAAACUAUGCUGACGUAGAAUUAAAAACGACAGAGCAAGCGAUGCCGUUAACCAGGAGUACAUUUGAAACACAUCCUCCAUUCGCAUCCUUCAACGACUAUAUGAAUUUUGUAAAUGUCGAUCAAAAGCCAGAAACUACACCCUCAGAUAUUUGCACAUACAUUAGACGAAUGGAAUGUCAAGGACGAAUGGGCUUAGUUUAUAAUUUAGAAGUGGGCAGAGAUCCAAAGAAAAUCCCAAAUGAUCCGCAACUAAUUUGUUGUAUUUUAUUUCCAAAGACUGACAGGGUUCAAAGUACUAGUGAAACUAUUGCAUUGGCCCAAGAACACAACACCAACCCACCAAAGACUUCAACCAAAACUCCAAAUGAAUUGAAUAAAGUAGUAUUAAAUUUAACAAACAUUGAUGACUACAUUUCAAAGUAUGCAGUCGUGAAGAAUAAUAGUUCUGGGGUACAAGGCACAAAUAUUGAGAAAAAUAUAAUUACACCCACUAAACAGACAUUAAAUUUGAACAAACCGUCACAAAGUAUGUGUACAUACAUCACUAAACAACAAUGUCUUAUGAAUCAAGGAUUUGUUUACAAUUUUUCACCAAAAGGAUAUCCUACAACAGUUCCGAGUAAUCCGCAUUUAAUUUGUUGUAUUCUACUAAGAAUGACGGACACGGCUCAAACUACUGCUACUGUGCUCGCACAAGAAAGCAUUACUGUUCCACCAAAACCUUCAACUGAAACUACAAAUGUAUUGAGGAAGCCUGUACCUAAUUUAUCAAAUGUUGAUAACUAUAUUUCAAAGUACGGUGUUACAAAAAACUCUAACAUUUCCGAUUUACAACUAAAUAAUGGCAAUACACAAAAUGAAAUAGUUUCCGACAUUAAAGUAACCAAAAAUAAAAGUGCAGACAUUAAAUGUACCUAUACAACCGAAAGGGACUGUCUUAUUAAUAAUGGAAUUAUUUACAAAGAAACGCCAAAGAGAAGCCAAGAAAACUCUCGUUCAGUAUGUUGCAUUUUACCAUUGGAGAAGUCGUUACAAAUCGCGAUAAAAACGCCAUCACUAGAAGAAAAGUAUGUUAGUCAAACCAUACAGCCAUCUCUUAAUUCAAAAAAUAAAUUCCAAUACAUUGAAGAUUUUAUUGCUAAAUUUGGCGUUAAUACCAAUGAUUCUAAAACACAACAUGAAAAUAAGCAACACCAACCUAAUACUCAGACUGAAAGUAGUACGAGUAUUAGCACGACGAUCUCGUAUAUUGACAUUUUCCAAACAAAAAAAACCAUCAACGAAGAAUCACAUUUUAACUCCAAACCAAAUUUCGUUGACAAAAUAGAUCCAAACAAAUCAGUUCAUGCAAGCAACACGAAAACAGUUGAAACAAAUAAUUAUACAGAAUCAGUUAACCGAAUUGUUGGAACAAAUAAUAUUUAUAACGAAGAAAAACAGGAAUCUACAGGUAUUUGCAAAUACAUCAUGAAGCAAGAGUGUAUGAAUCGCAAAGGAUUUAUUUACAGCACUGACUUUGGAAAAAGCAUUAAAAGAGGUCCCAAUGAUCCGCAAUUAGUAUGUUGUAUUCUGGAUGAUAAUUUAGCAAACAGUCAUGACACUGGAGAUGAAAUCCCGUCCUACUCAAGCACAAGGACAUAUAAUUCUCAAGAAACAACUACAAGUUCGACAUCGCCUACAAUAAAUAAAAAUGGAAUACAAGAAGUACGGACAACUGCAAUCCCAUUCAUAUUUCCAGACAAAAAAAACUACAUAUUUAGUUACAAUAAUCAGCUCAAUAUCAAUAAGCCACCAGUCAAAAACGAAAAUUAUACUUUGAAUGAUAACAAAAACACACAAACCGGCUCACUCUUAAAACCUAACAUAGAUGACCUUAUCUCAAAGUAUGGCGUGAAUGAAAGUAAAUCUGAAAACAUAGCAAUGAAUAAAGUAAACGAAAAUAAAAAUGAAAACAAUGCAAUUGUCGAAAAGAAUAUUAGCAGCGCAAUUUUAUACAAAAAAAUUAAGAAUUGUACAUUCAUAAAUAAAUAUAAAUGUUUAAACGUUAAUGGAACAGUAUCUAAUUUACCCAGUGAAAUAAUUAAUAAAAUAGCCAAUAAUCAAAAUUUAGUUUGUUGCAUAAUGCCAUCAAAUACAAAGCAUAGCACUGAGAAAAGCAUAGAAAUAAAAAACAACUUCUCUAAAGAAACUGAAACUAACGCGAAUUUAGUUUUCUUUCCUAAAAAUAAUCUGCUUAAAAAGCCAACAGAAAAAACUUUGCUUUUCUUCGACAAAGUCAAUGAAAAGACAAAUAAAAAUGAAGGUGACAAGUCUUUAAAUAUUUGUACAUAUAUCAAGGAAUUCGAAUGUAAACAACGAUAUGGCUUCGUUUAUGGAAUCGAAUUCGGCAAGAGUACCAAAAAAGGUCCUAGCGAUCCAGAGUUGGUUUGCUGUAUAUUGCCUGAAAGCAACAAAAAUGAUUAUCAAGUUAAUGUAGUGGCUCACACAAACAUUGGAGUAUUUAAUGAACAAACUGAGAACUUACAAACAACUAAUUCGAACAAUAUUAGUCCCCAGAUAGACCCAACGAGAAAUGUAUUUAUAUAUAAACCAAAAGAAGCCUCGUCAUUCGUCUUUCCUACUGAAAAAUAUGAAUACAAAAAUAACAAACUGAGUAACGUUGAGCACAACAUGGAGUAUACAAACAAAAUCGAAGAUCACCCUUUGAAAAACACUGCAACUUCAAAACAUGACAAGAAUGAUAAGGAAACAGAAAAACUUGUUAUGACGUCGAAUAUAAAUCCAUUUAAUAACAGAUACAAGCGAUCCACUGAUGAAAACGGUAACACAGCAUUAAACCAAAGAAUGGUGUUACUACAAAGAAGAUUCACGACCCAGCCACCGAAACCAAGUAAGGAAAUCACGCGGGUUAAAAUAGUAGCUUCAGAUUAUGAUGAAGAUCCUUACUGGAAUGUCAAAAAUCCAAAAUUUCAUAGCCCAAAGGCAACCAAUAAAAAGGAAUGCGACUACCAAGCGUGUGAUUACUAUAUCGAUGAACUCCCUAAACCUGGUUUAAGUGGCUUAUACUCUGAUCAUGGACAGAAACCAUCUUACUACGUAGACUAUACUGACGACGAUAUCAUAUCAUCGGAUAGUGAUUAUGAAGAUAUUGGUGCCUCUUUUGGAUACUCGACUGUCGAUCCUAGAGGUACAACCAAAAGUAAAACUUAUCUAUCAGUUGGGCCAUCAAGGCGCAGCACAAUUGCACCGGAAACAUACGACCCGGUAAAGCUAACAGUUAAUUUUCAGUCAAAUCCAGAUUUCCAUGUUUUUGAAAAUUUCAAAUUGUUAAACAUAGCAAACGGUAAAUCCAAAUUUUCAUUGAAGAUAAAUGAACAGAAAAAUACUGAUGAUAGCAAAAGCGAAGAUUCGUCAGACACGGAACCUGUAAUAAAUUCAGACUCUACUGAAGACGCUGUUGACGAUCAAUUAUUUGAAGACUGUGGAAGAACAAUAGUUAGAACAAACUUCGAUGCUACAAAGCAUAGUGGUGACGCUAAAUAUGGGUCACAUCCGUGGCUUGCUCUGGUAGUGCCUACCAAACAACAACAGAAAAUACUAUGCUAUGCCACACUCAUUCAUCCCAAGGCUGCAAUAACAACCGCAGACUGUGUUUAUGAGAAACCACCAGGUGGAGUAACGCUUAUCGCAGGCGUAUGGGAUCUGAACCAGAGGUCACGCCCUAAAACUCGUGUACCUGCUAUACAUAUUCACAAAGAAUACACGAAUGAGCAUUUGGACCAUGAUCUUGCUAUUCUUACUUGGCGACUACCAUUAAAACUGGGCCCAAACAUCCAACCAGCUUGCCUCGGUGACGUAAAUUUAGGAGAAGAUUGCAUGAUCUUCGGAUGGAGUGGUUUUGAUCAAGCAAUGAAGUCAAGGUCCAAAUGGCAAAGGGUAACGACCGGCGAUUGCGACGAUAUCGUAACCUCCUCCGAGCAAGAGAUUCCAAGAACAGCAUUCUGUGCUAAAUUCCAUUCUCGUCGCGCCGUGAACGGUAUAGGAGGCUCCUUGAUUUGUAACGUGGACGGUCGCUGGUCUUUAGUCGGCGUUGCCGUGUCUCGUCACAUUUCGUUGGUGUUACUACCAGCUCGACCUUGGGGUUUGAAGGCUGGCAACUUUAUAGACGGAAUUUAAACAGGUCAGUCUUCUUGAUUUGAAAUUAAAUUAAACAAGACCGUUAUGUAACAGUUCACCUUGAUCGUAUGUGACCACGAAAACUGUAAAA
This is a messenger RNA of Bombyx mandarina (wild silkworm), 4874 nucleotides long. RefSeq lists its product as uncharacterized. The record is from RefSeq and is a predicted model, not a curated record. NCBI's taxonomy places the organism in Eukaryota, Metazoa, Arthropoda, Insecta, Lepidoptera, Bombycidae. Gene Ontology annotation, molecular function: serine-type endopeptidase activity. Gene Ontology annotation, biological process: proteolysis.